GCACAGUCAAGUGGAAACCAACCCCAUCAGAAUCCAUAUAUCACCCAAACAUCAACAAAACCAAAACCAAAUCAAAAGAUACCAAAACAUCAUGUCUCUCUCCUCAAAAAAGACCAUCACCGAUAUCUCAGAUUCCGAAAUCUCAGGAAAGAAAGUAUUAAUCCGAGUAGAUUUCAAUGUACCACAAGACAAAACUACCGGAGCUAUUACGAACAAUGCAAGAAUUGUAGCUGCCUUACCUACUAUUAAAUAUGUUUUAGAAAAGAAAGCUAAAUCGGUAGUCUUAAUGAGUCAUCUUGGUAGACCUAAUGGGUCUCCUAAUAAGAAGUAUACUCUUAAACCUGUGGCUGAUGAACUUCAAAAGUUAUUAGGAACCGAUGUUAAGUUUUUACAUGAUUGUGUUGGUGCAUCAGUCGAGAAAGAAGUCUCAUCCGCUUCGAACGGUCAAGUGAUUUUACUCGAGAAUCUUCGAUUCCAUAUUGAAGAAGAAGGUUCAUCCAAAGAUGAAGCUACAGGUCAAAAGACUAAAGCAUCAACAGAAGACGUCACCGCCUUCCGUACCUCUUUGACCAAACUCGGAGACCUUUAUAUCAAUGAUGCAUUCGGUACCGCUCACCGAGCUCAUGCAUCUGUGGUCGGAUUUCAAGGAGAACCGAGGGUGGCUGGGUUCUUGAUGAAGAAAGAAUUAGAAUUCUUUAGUAAGGUCUUAGAGAAGCCUGAUGUACCGUUCUUGGCCAUCUUAGGUGGUGCUAAAGUCUCAGACAAGAUUCAAUUGAUUGAGAACUUACUUGACAAGGUUAACAAAUUGAUCGUAUGUGGUGGUAUGGCAUUCACCUUUAAAAAAAUCUUAAAUUCAGUAGAGAUUGGAAAAUCUUUAUUUGAUGAAGAUGGAUCCAAGAAAGUUAAAGAUUUAGUUGAAAAGGCUAAAAAGAAUAAUGUUGAAUUAAUCUUUCCUUCAGAUUAUGUUGUAGCCGAUAAAUUUGAUAAAGAUGCUACUACUAAGAUUUCAACUGAUGCUGAAGGUAUUCCAACUGAAUGGAUGGGAUUGGAUGCGGGUCCAAAGAGUCGUGAAGAUUUCAAGGCGGCUAUUUUGAGCUCAAAAACUAUUCUAUGGAAUGGACCAGCAGGUGUAUUUGAAUUUGAUAAAUUUGCUGAAGGUUCUAAAGCCAUGCUUGAUGCUUGUAUCGAAGCUUGUCAAAAAGGUUCUACUGUCAUUGUAGGUGGUGGAGACACUGCUACAGUCUGUAAGAAAUACGGCGCUGAAGAUAAGCUAUCACAUGUCAGUACAGGUGGAGGUGCAAGUUUAGAAUUACUUGAGGGAAAGAACCUUCCGGGUGUUGCAAACUUAAGUGAGAAAAAAUAAAACUUGCUGUGCAUAUAUCAUCAUUUUUCUAACAAUCUUGAUCCUCAAUGAGCUGUUUGUUUGUGAAACCAUCACAUUUGUGAAAGGAGAAAAAAAGGGAAAAAAGAAAAUCGCAAAGUAGAAUGUAAACUUCAGUUGGGCGUCUCAAACUGUAUGUCUGUGAUAUUUCUGUGUGUAUGAAAUGAUAAAGCUUCUUAUAUCGAUUGGUUGAGAAUGUAAAAUGUUGAAAAGAUCUUGAUGUGUGU
Messenger RNA from Melampsora larici-populina 98AG31, 1608 nucleotides. RefSeq lists its product as uncharacterized. Gene Ontology annotation, cellular component: cytosol. Gene Ontology annotation, biological process: glycolytic process; gluconeogenesis. Gene Ontology annotation, molecular function: phosphoglycerate kinase activity; ADP binding; ATP binding. Lineage: Eukaryota; Fungi; Basidiomycota; Pucciniomycetes; Pucciniales; Melampsoraceae. The coding region runs from base 92 to 1363 and encodes 423 amino acids. The record is from RefSeq and is a predicted model, not a curated record. The transcript has 8 exons.